CACACCUGAGAAGUUUGUUAAUCUGCUCAUCUUCAGAUUUUUGUAAUCGGAGAUGGAGAUCGAAUCCGUCGCAGCUGGUUCUUGUUCCAAAGAGAAUCAAAUGAUCUACAAGGAAUGGUUCGAAUUCGCCGAUUCAGACGGCGAUGGCCGUAUUACUGGUAACGAUGCGAUCAAGUUCUUCACUAUGUCGAAUUUGCCUCGACCGGAGUUGAAGCAGAUCUGGGCAAUUGCAGAUUCAAAGAGACAAGGGUAUCUUGGUUUCAAAGACUUUAUUGUUGCCAUGCAGCUUGUUGCGCUGGCUCAAACUGGACAUGAAAUAUCGCAUGAAAUUCUUAAUAGCGAUGUUGAUUUCAAAAAUAUCAGUCCUCCUACCAUGGAAGGUCUGGGUGUAUUAAUGGCGAAGAAGAAGCAUUCAUCAAAAUCGAGUGAUCCUAAUAUGAAUGGUAGCCCUGCCGCAGACACUUCACUUACAGCUCAGUGGUUCUCUUCAAAAUCUUCAAAAAAGAUUUCUCUGUCCUCUGUAACAUCUAUAGUGGAUGGCCUGAAGAGGUUGUACAUUCAGAAGCUGAAGCCACUUGAAGUAGCAUAUCGGUUUAACGAUUUUGUAUCCCCUUUGUUGACUAACAGUGAUUUUGAUGCGAAACCUAUGGUAAUGCUUCUGGGAGCUCAUAUUGGACCAGAACCGACUACUGACAGAUUUGUUGUUGUCAUGUCUGGACCUGAUGAAAGAAGCAUUCCGGGGAACACAGUAGCAGUUCAAGCAGAUAUGCCAUUCAGUGGUCUUACAACUUUUGGGACUGCCUUUUUGUCAAAGUUUGAAUGCUCUCAGAUGCCUCACCCUCUGCUGGAGCAUGUAACAUUUGUCGACACCCCUGGAGUUUUAUCUGGGGAAAAGCAAAGAACACAGCGAGCAUAUGAUUUCACUGGUGUUACAUCAUGGUUUGCCUCUAAGUGCGAUCUUAUCCUCCUCCUAUUUGACCCACACAAGCUGGAUGUAAGUGAUGAGUUCAAGCGUGUAAUUUCAUCUUUACGCGGUCAUGAUGACAAGAUCCGCGUUGUUCUGAAUAAGGCUGAUCAAGUGGACACUCAGCAGCUAAUGAGGGUAUAUGGUGCUCUCAUGUGGUCACUUGGGAAAGUUCUCAAUACUCCUGAGGUCUCCCGUGUCUACAUUGGUUCGUUUAGUGAUAAACCCAUAAACGAAGCUGCAACUGGUCCAAUUGGGAGAGAGUUGUUUGAAAAGGAGCAAGAUGACCUUCUUGCUGAUUUGAAAGACAUUCCAAAGAAAGCUUGUGAUCGCCGAAUAAAUGAGUUUGUGAAACGGGCAAGAGCAGCAAAGAUACAUGCGUACAUCAUCAGCCAUUUGAAGAAGGAGAUGCCAGCGAUAAUGGGGAAAGCCAAAGCUCAACAGAAACUGAUAGAUAACUUGGAAGACGAGUUUGGAAAGGUACAAAGAGAGCAUCACUUACCAAAAGGAGAUUUCCCAAAUGUGGAUCAUUUCAGGGAGGUGCUAAGUGGUUACAACAUCGACAAGUUUGAGAAGCUAAAGCCGAAAAUGUUGCAGACUGUUGAUGAUAUGUUGGGGUAUGACAUUCCAGAGCUCUUGAAAAGUUUCAGAAACCCUUAUGAUUAAUAUUUUCAUCCCUCUUAUCUCUGUGGUUGCUGUAUAAUCCUAUAUACAUUCACUUUUGGCCUAGCCCUUGUGACUUGUGAGUUGUGAGCAUCAAUGCACAUUUGUAUUCUUACAAGACUUGUAGACAAUAAAGACAAAUAAAGAGUGCUGACUUGA
Arabidopsis arenosa is the source of this 1786-nucleotide messenger RNA. The record is from the annotation of a GenBank genome assembly. NCBI's taxonomy places the organism in Eukaryota, Viridiplantae, Streptophyta, Magnoliopsida, Brassicales, Brassicaceae.